Molecule: messenger RNA, 1643 nt
Organism: Thermothelomyces thermophilus ATCC 42464
Lineage: Eukaryota; Fungi; Ascomycota; Sordariomycetes; Sordariales; Chaetomiaceae
Exons: 4
Coding region: 220-1452 (410 amino acids)
Source: RefSeq, a predicted model, not a curated record
AGCACCGCCCGCCCACUCCGCUCCUCCGCCCUUCCGCCCUCUUUUUCACUCUUAUUCUCCCUAUUUCCCCCGUUCUCGCCGCAUUCCGGUCCCCUCUUCAUCCCGGUGGCAUUCGACCUUUUCUAACCUCCCGAAACAACCUCCGUCCCUUCAAUCUAGCCCUCGGUCCGGACUUCUUUCGGGUAAUCCCCUCUUUCUGUUGCCGUAUAUUUAUUUAUCAUGGCGGGGAGGCCGAGCAACAGGUCGAGCGGGCCAACGUCUACCGCGUCGUCGGGCGCGCCUCGCCAGAACGAGUACUUUGUUCCUCGUGACGGCAUCGAUCGAGAAGUCAUCACAUCAGAUAUUUGCCGCUACCUUGGAAACGAUGCAUUAGUGCGCCCGGGCACGUACGAGUCACCAGAUGGACGCAUCACACAAGGCUACUACAUUACCGCCUAUCGGAACUUGACAUCGGCAAUGAUCCAAGACCUCAAGGCCGACUCCGCGCGGUGGGAGCAGGAGAGGCGUGCCGCGUCGAGAACUUCAGGCGGCGGCGCUGGAGGCUCCCGGGAGCCCCGCGGACAAGACUACAGCUCCUGGAAGAAUAGCCAGCGGGAAGCACAAUACGACGCCCAGUACGGCGGAUCUUCCAUGGAUAUUGACUAUGCCCCCCCUCCAGGCACCGCCGCUACUCCCGUCUAUACAGGACAACAGUACGCGGGACCCCCUCCCGCCAACUACCCCCCGGCCACGUACCCGCCGCCGGUACAUCCUCCUCCUGCACAGUACCAGACACAGCCCGGUUACGCAUAUCCACCAAAUCCUCCUCCCCCAGCGCAGUACUCUCCACCCCCCCAAACUUCGGGCGACAGACACCCUGGGAUCCACGCGCCUCCCAUCUCUGGUUCGUAUAGCCAGGACCCCGGUGCCUAUGUCUAUGGGUCGAACUACCAAGCCGUCGGGGGUUAUCCCGCUCCCGGACCGAACAGGAUGCAGCCACCCGUGCCUCAUGGCUCUGCCCCUCCCCCAAGGACUUACAAUGCUCCCCCUACAGGUUCUCCUGGCUAUGGGACAGAACCAGAUUACGCUUACCCACCGCCGGUCGGAACGCCUGCCAACCAAAGUUACCCGAUUGAUCCCGCCUACGGCCGCGGUGCGUAUACUACAGCAACAACCAAACCUCCCGAGGCUUCGUCUGAUGUUUUAGGCUCUCCUGCAGGUCCGACACAACGGCCGGCUUAUGCAUCUCCCCCGGAACCUCCGUAUGACGCUCACCAAACUCCUGCGCUGCAGCCUUCGACCACGCCCACCACGACUGCCCCGGCCCCGCUUCCUACUGGCAGUGCACCGCCCCCGCGCCGUGACCCACUUCGGGACUCGGAGCCGAGGGACCCAAGGGGGGCCCGCCGCCCAGAACCCGAACGUGAGGACCGGGACCGGGACCGGGACCGGAAUCGCCACCACCGCCGCUAAUUGCCCAGGAGCCUCGGGACUUGAUUUGAGUCUUCUCCAACCUGGACUUUCCUGGACUUUCUUGGACCUCCCUGGACCUUCCUGGACCAUCCCACACCGGACACAUGGCUCUCAUGAACGUUUUGAUGUUUAUGCUUGUUAAUACCUUGGGACGCCGGGACGAGUCCCUUGACCGUCCCUUUCCUUUUCUU